Messenger RNA from Macrosteles quadrilineatus (aster leafhopper), 3132 nucleotides. RefSeq lists its product as uncharacterized. Gene Ontology annotation, molecular function: nucleic acid binding. The record is from RefSeq and is a predicted model, not a curated record. The transcript is spliced from 2 exons. NCBI's taxonomy places the organism in Eukaryota, Metazoa, Arthropoda, Insecta, Hemiptera, Cicadellidae. The coding region runs from base 1 to 3132 and encodes 1043 amino acids.
AUGUCAAGUAAGGGCAGAAAAAAACGAAAUACUCGUAGGCAAAGGUAUGAGGACAAUGAGGAGGAUGCCCAAAGUGAAUUCAACUACAUGUCAGAAAGGGAUUCUAGAAAGACUGAAGAUUUGCAUGGUCUUGCAAAAACGUGUGCAUGGGGUGAACUGAACGAUGAGAUGGUGCUUCUGGUCCUCAUUAUUGGUAUGAAAGAUGAGGCUCUAAGUGAUAGACUCCAGCUGGACUCUCAAUUGACUCUGGAGAAGGCGAUUAAUACCUUGCGCCAACACGAGGAGCUAGAACGCCAAAAACGUGAGCUCGCCAAUACUAAUGUUUUUAUGGUGAAUCAAACGUCAAUACAAGUUGGUAAAACAAAUCUGUCUGAAAGAGCUGGUGAACAGAAAUUCACCGAGGAUGCUAUGAGAAAAAAGUGCAGGAAAUGUGGUUAUAACUGGCACGGAUCACUGGCCGAAUGCCCUGCUAGGAAAGCCAAAUGUGACAAAUGUUCCGAGAUUGGACAUUUUUUUCGAUGUUGUCCCUUCCGCGAAAAGUGGAUGAGAAAAAACAAAAACGUUGUUAAGGAAAUCGAACAGCAAGAUUCAGACAGUGGUUAUCAACAGGUUCCUGAGAUUUUCAUAGGGAAUAUAGACAGCAGUGACAAAGCCUGGGUCCAGGAGGUAAAAGCAAGCUGUGGAAACCAAGAUUUAGGUCUUAUAAAAUUUAAACUUGACACAGCAGCUGAUGUAACCAUGAUUCCAGUAGGAGUUCUUGGUGAUUUUAUUAAGACUCUGCCUCUAGGAAAGUGCAAAUCCCCUGUGUUUAGCGCAAAGAAGAAAGAACGAAUCAAUAUUUUGGGAACUUUAAGGCUAAAGCUUGAACAUAAGGGUGUAUCAGUUUAUGAUCUUGCGUAUAUUUCUGAGGAGAUCACUGUUCCACUUCUUAGCAGACGUUCCUGUGAAGAGCUGAACCUGGUGAGGAGAAUUUUUUCUGUAGAUUCACAUGAUAUUGACUGGGCUACUAAGUAUCCUAAUUUAUUUCAAGGGCUGGGAAAUAUGAAAGGAGAGUACAAGAUUGAAAUGAAGGAGAAUGCAGUUCCUUACGCUAUAUCCACCCCCAGGGUUGUACCAAUACCUUUAAAAACCAAGGUGAAAGUGCAGUUAGACGAUAUGCUUGAGAAAGGGGUGAUUGUUCCAGUUGAACACGCGACUGAUUGGUGCGCACCAAUGGUAGUUUGCGCAAAAAAGGGAGGUGGGGUUAGGAUCUGCGUAGACCUAUCCAAACUCAACAACAGUGUGAAACGUCGGUUUUAUCCUAUCCCAAAGAUCGAACUUUCAUUGGCCGAGAUCGCGGGAGCCAAGUACUUCAGCAAGAUCGAUGCGAAUUCCGGGUUCUGGCAACUGAACCUUGCAGAGGAGUCACAAGAUUACACAACAUUUAUCACCCCUUUUGGGAGGUAUAAAUUCCGUAAGUUACCUUUUGGAAUUACGUCCGCUCCUGAAGAGUUUCAGCGCCGCAUGUCAAAAGCUUUAAAAGGGGCAAAGAACUGUUUAGUGCACAUUGACGACUGUCUGAUAUGGGGAAGAACGAAAGAAGAACACGACGAGUGUCUUAGGGCCGUUCUAGAGAGAGUGCAAGCUAAUGGAAUCACCUUGAAUAAGCAGAAGUCGGAGUUCUGCAAGAAGACUGUGACAUUUCUGGGGUUUGUGCUGUCUAAGGACGGAAUCAAGCCUGAUCCAAGCAAGGUACAAGCGAUUGUGGACCUACCAGCUCCAAGAAACGCUAAUGAAGUACAAAGAUUCAUAGGCAUGAUCACUUUUCUGGCAAAAUUUAUUCCGAACCGCAGUGAGAUUUUGGAGCCAAUUACGAGCUUGUUAAAGACUAAAAACGAUUUCUUUUGGGGACCAGCUCAAGAAAACGCUUUUGUCACAGUAAAACAGAUUUUAUCAUCAGAGCCAUGUUUGACUGUUUACGAUCCGCAAAAACCCUCGAUUCUUUCUUGCGAUGCUUCAAAAAAAGGUCUUGGAGCGGUUUUACUUCAAGUUGAAGGAGAAAACAAGAAACCUGUGGCAUAUAUAUCUCGGACUCUAACGCCAGCUGAAGAAAACUACAGUAACAUUGAGAGAGAAGCGCUUGCGUGCACAUGGGCAAGUGACCGUUUGAAAUGUUUCCUGAUGGGUAAAAUGUACACAAUUGAGACCGACCACAAACCGCUUAUCUCAAUUUUCAAAACACAAAAUUUGGACGAGCUCUCACCGAGGCUACAGCGGUUCCGAAUGCGUAUGAUGAGAUACGAUUAUCGCAUGACCUGGACCCCAGGAAAAGACCUUGCCAUAGCAGAUCUACUAUCAAGAAGUCCUAUUCCGGCUGACGAAGAUGGCGAAUUGACCGAAGAAGUGGAAGCCUUCGUCCACGAAAUCAGUCUGAUUAGUAUAAACACUACAGAUGAAAAUGUGACAAAGGUACUUCACUCACAAAUGAGAGAUCCAAUCUGUGCACAACUUAAGUUACAAAUUUUAGACGAAUGGCCUGUAAAAUCAAGUUUACCUAAUGAGAUUCAAGAGUACUUUAAUGUGAAAGACGAGUUAAGUUGUAUUGAUGGGCUAUUGCUUCGAGGAACUCGGAUGAUAAUACCUCAAGAACUACGAGCGGAAAUGCUCGAGAGGCUUCACAGUGGACACUUGGGAAUCACAAAAACAAGGAAACGUGCUUUGGGAACCAUGUGGUGGCCUGGAAUUUCUCAAGAAAUAGAAAGGAAAAUCAAAUCGUGUCCAGUGUGUAUUCAGAACUCAACUAAUCACAGUGAACCAUUGAUUCCGAGAACUGUCCCGGAUUACCCGUGGCAAAAUGUGUCUGUUGACUUGUUCAAACACGAAGACAAGUGGUAUAUGGUUAUCGUGGAUGACUACUCAAGAUACUUUGAAGUCGAGGAAAUGCAUCGAAUGAGGGCUUCAGAUGUGAUCGGGUUUGCAAAACCACAUUUUCACGUUUUGGAAUUCCUCAACGUGUUUAUUCAGAUAGUGGGACACAAUUUCACCAUAUUGACUCAAGUGAAUUUAAAUUGUUUGCAAAGGAGUGGGGGUUCUCCACAUUCAGAAGUAGUCCCCACCACCAUCAGGGAAAUGGGGCAGCUGAAGCAGCUGUGA